ACAGAGGACAACAGGCGCAGCAGGAUAGGACUGAAAACUCAGAGUGAACGGGGUGGAAAGGAAGCAUCUGCAGCCUUCAGACUCGGACAUGAUGGAGCUCUAUCUCGACCUGCACUCCCAGCCCUGCCGCUCCGUCUUUCUGUUUGCCAAAGCGGUCGGGAUUCCCUUUGAGUUUAAGCUUGUCGACCUCGCUACAGGGCAGCAGUACAGCGAGGAGUUUGGAAAGAUCAGCAUUACGAGGAAGGUUCCUGUCAUGAAGGAUGGAAGCUUCAUUCUGACGGAGAGCGUUGCGAUCCUGAAGUACCUGGUGCAGAAAUAUUCGUCAUCGGUGGCAGAGCACUGGUAUCCAGCUGACCUGCAGCAGCGAGCUCGUGUUAAUGAAUACCUGUCCUGGCAGCACAUGAACCUCAGAGCUCAUGGCUCAAAGGUCUUCUUGCUCAGGACUCUGUUUCCUGUCAUCAUGGGCUCUGAGGCCCCGAAAGAGAAGGUGGAUGCUGCUGUCGACGAUCUGAAUCAGACGCUCAACCUGCUGGAGGCGAAAUUCCUGCAGAACAAACCGUUUAUCAUCGGCGACAAAAUCUCUCUGGCUGAUCUGGUGGCUAUAGUUGAGAUCAUGCAGCCUGUUGGAAGUGGCCUGGAUGUAUUUCAAGGCCGGCCAAAGCUGAUCGCCUGGAGAGAGCGAGUGAAGAAGGAGGUCGGUGAAAAGUUGUUUGACGAAGCUCAUGAGGUGAUCAUGAAGGUGAGCAGCCUGCCGCAGAAGAUGCAGAACAGCGGUGAUCUGGAGAUGCUCAAACCGAAAUUGCAGAAGCUUUUCAUCUGAAAACUUUUCUGUGUACAAAUUCACAUGUCAAAUGUUAUGUAGCAUAAUUCCUGUGCAGGUUUGUCAAGAAGUGCUGAGAAAGCAUUUAACCAGCUUCCAGGUAUUAACAUGUUUGGAAAACUGUGCUGUAAACAUAACAUGAUUCGCCCCAAAAAAUUAUCAUGCUAUAAAGUCUGAACAAAAUCUGAAACUCAACUCAAAUGUGAAAACUGUGAAACUGGGCUGGAAAUAUUCACCAGGACAAAUUAGGACAAAUGUUCUUUACAACAACUCAGUUUGUUCUUAUGAUCCCUACACCACUAAAAAUACUUAUAAAAACCAA
Molecule: messenger RNA, 1142 nt
Organism: Micropterus dolomieu (smallmouth bass)
Lineage: Eukaryota; Metazoa; Chordata; Actinopteri; Centrarchiformes; Centrarchidae
Product: glutathione S-transferase theta-3-like
Exons: 5
Coding region: 89-820 (243 amino acids)
Biological process (GO): glutathione metabolic process
Cellular component (GO): cytoplasm
Molecular function (GO): glutathione transferase activity
Source: RefSeq, a predicted model, not a curated record